AUGAGGAAGCUACUCAAAGAUACUGGAGAGGAGUUACUGCAAGCAGGUAUUGAGGUUGCGUUGAACUUCGUCCUGAAUGAUCUUGGCAUUCCAAAGGAAUUUCUUAGUGAUAAGGAACCAUGCCUAGCGCCAACCAGCAUGAGUCAUCUACAGUUGAUUGCUGCUCUGGAGGAGAGGCAACUUGCAAUCACGGGAACUAGAAUGGAGUUGGAAGCCAGGCUGUCUCAGGAUGAUAGAAGUUGUCAGUUCUCCACAUUGCCAGUUUUCCCCCCAGAGCUGGCCAAGGUGGCCUACUGCUCCCUGAGUGAGAACUGCCUCCGUCUAGACUGCUGUCUGGAACUCAACAUUAAGAAACUGAAAUUCCGCCGCUCCUUCAAAGCCUUUGUGGAAGUUGACGCAUGUGAUUUCACAUUCUACAUCGCAUUUCAGCACUUGCAGUACAAGAAAUUGCUGUUGAGCUACGAAUGGGGAAAAUCGCAGCAGCAAAGCAUCGGUCCUAUCACCCUUAAGUACUCCAUCAACAAACUGGACGCUGAGAAGGUGUUUGAGGUAGACUUUGGGGCAUCUAUCUGUCAAGGCGCCGAUGAUUGCAUCUUUGAUGUGGACAUCAUCCAGGACUACAGAGUUCCUAUUCCAUUCUGCAACUCAAACUUCUCAUUCGCCCUUCCUGGAGGGAAUAACUUGAGGGACUUUCUUGAUCAGGUUGGCCGGAAUGCUGGACAGGAAGUCGUCAACGUUUUUCUGGAGUUCAUUGGUCUUCGAGAUAAGAUCAACGAUGGACAGUGUGACACAGGCGCACUUGUUUCAGUGGAUGAGGAAGGAAAUGGAACUGUUAGAGGCUUCUUGCAGAUGGUCGGUCGGAAUGCGGCAGACUCGGCCGUGGAUGCCAUUCUGGAACAUCUAGGAUUAUCUGUGAGUCAUUUCUGUCAAUACAUGGUCAUUGACAAAUCUGAUGCAGAGGAAUCCUUCCGGAUCAAUUUGGGCAUCUCCAUUUGCAUCGACAGUGAGUGUACAACCACAUCAGUCCUUCAGGAUUUCUUGGUCCCUAUCCCGUUCUGUAAUCUCAAUGCUUCCUUUGAGUUGCCUGGGCGACGGCAGCUUUGGCAGGUCUUGCCCGGGAUCUUGCCGGAAACGUUGGGGAGUUGGCCAUCCAGGCUGGUCUCCAAAAACUUGGAAUACAGGUACUACUUCGAUCAUAAGUAG
This is a messenger RNA of Patiria miniata (bat star), 1203 nucleotides long. RefSeq lists its product as uncharacterized. Bases 1 to 1203 code for a protein of 400 amino acids. The transcript has 7 exons. The record is from RefSeq and is a predicted model, not a curated record. Lineage: Eukaryota; Metazoa; Echinodermata; Asteroidea; Valvatida; Asterinidae.